Messenger RNA from Episyrphus balteatus (marmalade hoverfly), 469 nucleotides. RefSeq lists its product as uncharacterized. The transcript is spliced from 3 exons. The record is from RefSeq and is a predicted model, not a curated record. The coding region runs from base 104 to 424 and encodes 106 amino acids. NCBI's taxonomy places the organism in Eukaryota, Metazoa, Arthropoda, Insecta, Diptera, Syrphidae.
CCAAAACUGUAAUUAGUUAUACAACAAAAUAAGAUAACAAACAUUUUUAGAAUUAAUUAUAUUAUAUGCAUUAUAUUGUUAUGAGUAUCAUUAUUUUCAAAAAAUGAAGGUUACAAGUCUUAUCGAUUUAAAAGGUUGCUUUUGGAAGGUUUUUAGUUUAGUGUUGAAUAUGAAACCAACGAUUUUUAUAUUUAUUUGCAUUCUUGCAAUUCUUGGGAGUAAUGAAGUUGAGUCAAAAACAUUUUUGGAUGCUUUAAAAGUUUUUAUUAAGCAACACAAAGACAAUUAUGUUCUAACCAUGGAACCAUGUAACUUAAUAUUUAUGGGUCUUGGACUAUCGGAUACUUCUUGUACAGUUUAUUGUGCCUUAGUAGGAAAAAAUAAUGGUGGAAAAUGCAGCCUUGAAACAUGUACAUGUAACUAAAGUUUGAAAAUAUUUUAAUUUGUAAUUUAAAUAUAAUAAAUAUGG